Messenger RNA from Neohortaea acidophila, 3180 nucleotides. Its product is annotated as XRN 5'-3' exonuclease N-terminus-domain-containing protein. NCBI's taxonomy places the organism in Eukaryota, Fungi, Ascomycota, Dothideomycetes, Mycosphaerellales, Teratosphaeriaceae. The transcript has 2 exons. Gene Ontology annotation, biological process: nuclear-transcribed mRNA catabolic process. Gene Ontology annotation, molecular function: 5'-3' RNA exonuclease activity; zinc ion binding; RNA binding. The record is from RefSeq and is a predicted model, not a curated record. The coding region runs from base 1 to 3180 and encodes 1059 amino acids. Gene Ontology annotation, cellular component: nucleus.
AUGGGUGUUCCAGCGCUUUUCCGCUGGCUCAGCAAAAAGUACCCCAAGAUCAUCAGUCCUGUCAUAGAAGAGCAGGCGCAAGAGAUUGACAACGGUGAUGGCACCAAAACCAAACUCCAUGUCGACAUGUCGCGUCCGAAUCCCAACGGCGAGGAGUUCGACAACCUCUACCUCGACAUGAACGGCAUUGUCCAUCCCUGCUCUCACCCCGAAGACCGCCCAGCACCCGCCAACGAAGAAGAGAUGAUGAUUGCCAUCUUCGAGGUCACUGACCGCGUGGUGACGAUGGCGCGUCCUCGCAAGCUACUGUACAUCGCUGUCGAUGGUGUCGCACCUAGAGCAAAGAUGAACCAGCAACGGAGCCGACGCUUCCGCACCGCUCAAGAGGCCGCCGAGAAAGACAAGCAGGUCGAAGAAUUUCACGCACUCCUCCGUCAGAAUGGCCAAAGUCAAGAGGAUGGUGAUGGGGAGGCACCGAAGAAGACAUGGGACUCGAACUCGAUCACCCCCGGCACUCCCUUCAUGGACCUCCUUGCUCAGAGUUUGAAGUACUGGGUCAAGUACAAGGCCACAACCGACCCCGCAUGGAAGAAUCUGAAGAUCAUCAUCUCUGAUGCUUCGGUACCUGGGGAAGGUGAGCACAAGAUCAUGAACUUCAUCCGUUCCCAGCGUAGUUCGAGCGCGCACGAUCCGAAUACCCGACAUGUUUUCGUGGGCUUGGACGCCGAUCUGAUCAUGCUUGGCAUUGCAACCCAUGAGCCGCAUUUCCGCGUACUGCGCGAGGAUGUCUUUGCCAACGACACAAAGCCCGGUCAUUGUCGUAAAUGCGGGCAGCCUGGACACCGAGCCGACGAGUGUAUUGGUGCCGCCAAACCGAAGCCUGGACAAGAGCUUGUAGAGAAGGCACCCAAACCCUACAUUUGGCUGGACGUGCGCACGCUGCGAGAGUAUCUGGCCGUGGAAAUGUACGUCACGGGUCAGCCGUUCCAAUUCGACCUGGAGCGCGCGCUAGACGAUUGGGUCUUUAUGUGCUUCUUUGUGGGGAACGACUUCCUGCCGCACCUGCCCUCUCUCGACAUCAGGGAGGAUGGGAUCGACACUUUGAUCGCCAUUUGGCGCGACAAUCUCUCCGUGAUGGGAGGAUACGUCACCAAGGAUGGGAUUGUGGACCUCCAGCGCGUACAAAUCAUCUUGGAGGGAUUGGCAAAGCAAGAGGAUGCGAUUUUCAAGCGUAGACGGGCGACGGAAGUGAAGAGGGCGGAGCAAGACAAACGCCGAGCGGAGCAGCUGCAGAGGCGACAAGGCGGGAAGCGGAUGCGAUUCAGCGACGGAGCGCCGACUGGCUUUGACGAGACGGUCAUCCGACGCGGGGCGCGCGGAGGUAUCAUCAGAGGUGAAGCCGCGCCGGACAUGAACGCGCUGCCGCUAUUUGCCCCCGGAGAUGCGCAGACGAAGAAUGACCCGCGCUACACUGCGGCAUUGACGCAUGCAGACGUUGUGGGGGGGAGAUCGGCGGCGCAAGCCAAUGCAGACAACCGCUCCGCUGCGGCGGUGUUGAGGGAGAAGCUCAUGCAGGGCAAGAAACCUGCGAAUAGCCAAAAGGCCGAGGUCGAUGCACUGUUCGCCAAUGCCAAUGGCGCACCGACGAACGGCAGCAGUGCGCAGGCUCCAGUGCUGGGCAAGCGCAGCAGGGAGAUGAUUGACGAAGCCAACGACGAUGCUGCGAACUCUGAUCCGUCGACUCCAGGCCGUACCACACCCAUCAAAGAUAAUUCAGGAACAUCUGGCGCUCUGGGUGGAAACUCGCAAGAGGACAAUGGCUUGCCAGAGGACACCGUCAUGCUCUGGGAAGAAGGAUACCAAGACCGAUACUACGAGCAGAAGUUCCACGUCGCGCCCACGGACAUUGAAUUCCGCAGGAAGGUGGCAAGAGACUACGUGGAAGGUUUGUGCUGGGUCCUGUUAUACUACCUGCAGGGCUGUCCGUCCUGGACAUGGUACUUCCCGUAUCACUACGCGCCGUUCGCCGCCGACUUCCACGAGAUCGACAAGAUGGUGGUGGACUUUGAGAAGGGCACUCCAUUCCACCCGUACGAACAGUUGAUGGGUGUGAUGCCGGCGGCAUCCUGUCACGUUCUCCCUGCCGUCUUCCACCCCUUGAUGACGGAGGAAGACUCGCCCAUCAAGGAGUUCUAUCCCGAGGAUUUCGUCGUCGAUCUUAAUGGCAAGAAGAUGGCGUGGCAAGGCAUCGCGCUGCUCCCGUUCAUCGACGAAAAGAAAUUGCUCGCGGCCAUGAGUGUCAAGUACCCGCUCCUCACUGCGGAGGAGCGCAGGCGCAAUGAAUUUGGCGACGAGAUCCUGGUAAUGAGCACCAAUCAUGACCUCUACAAUGAUGUCAUCCGGAGUUUCUACAGCAAGAAGCCCAUCAGCUCCAAGACGUUCAAACUGGACGGCUGGAAAUCUCAAGGGCUGGCGGGCAAGGUGGGCAAGGAUCUGGACUAUCUGCCAGGGUCGCAGCUCCUCUUUCCGCUCGAGGGCGGCGCACAAGACACGUUCACCUCGCUGGACCAAGACUUGAGCGCAAGCGUGACAUACGAAAUGCCUCACCUACAAGAGAGACACAAGAGUAUGCUAUUGGCUGGGGUCAAGUUCCCAUCACCCGUGCUCGAUCCCGACGACAUUCAGACCACGAUGGAGCGAGCCGGUAAGACGGGGCGGAGCCAUGGUGGCGUGCGGCUCAGUCAGCACGGCGGCCGGAGUGAUGGGAGGCAAAUCAACUAUGCUGCGCGCAGCCAGGGGAACGGCGGUGGUGGUUACAAUGGUUACAAUGCCGGGCCUCCCCCUGGCUUCCCUCAGCCUCCGCCGGGUGUUCGUGCCAUGCCGCCAGUUCCAGCAGGACCACCACCAAUGCAUGGGCAACAAAAUGGGUACGGGCAGCACGGCGGGCGACAGAACGGGUACUCGGGUUCGCAGCAAGGGUAUAAUGCACCUCGUGGCUACGCACCGCAGCAGCAAGGGCAUGGCUAUGGACAGGGUGGACGAGGUCGAGGACACGACAACCGAUAUGGGGGCCGCGAGGACAGGAACGGCUACGGCUACGGGCAGGGAGGAGGCUAUCAGGGAGGUUAUGGUGGUGGGUAUGGCGGCGGAUACGGCGGAUAUGGUGGCGGGAGGAGGUAG